AUGAGCGGGAGAGUCGGCGACCUGAGCCCCAAGCAGGAGGAGGCUCUGGCCAAGUUUCGGGAGAACAUCCGGGACGUGCUGCCCGCCCUGCCGGACCCAGAUGACCAUUUCCUGCUGCGCUGGCUCCGAGCGAGAAGCUUCGACCUGCAGAAGUCCGAGGCCAUGCUGCGGAAGCACGUGGAGUUCCGGAAGCAGAAGGACAUUGACAACGUCCUGACCUGGCAGCCACCAGAGGUGGUCCGGCUGUACCUGUCCGGGGGCAUGUGUGGGUACGACAAGGAGGGCUCUCCCGUCUGGUACGACAUUGUGGGGCCCCUGGACGCCCGGGGGCUGCUCCUCUCGGCCACCAAGCAGGACCUGCUCAAGACCAAGAUGCGGGACUGCGAGCGGCUGGUGCAGGAGUGCCACAGCCAGACGGCCAAGCUGGGGAGGAGGAUCGACAGCAUCACCAUGAUCUACGACUGCGAGGGCCUGGGCCUCAAGCACCUCUGGAAGCCGGCCGUGGAGACCUACGGGGAGUUCCUGUGCAUGGUGGAGGACAAUUACCCCGAGACCCUGAAGCGCCUCUUUGUCAUCAAAGCCCCCAAGCUGUUCCCCGUGGCCUUCAACCUGGUCAAGCCUUUCCUGAGCGAGGAGACGCGCAAGAAGAUCAAUGUCUUGGGAGGAAACUGGAAGGAAGUUCUGCUGAAAUACAUCAGCGCCGACCAGGUGCCCGUGGAGUAUGGGGGCACCAUGACCGAUCCCGAUGGGAACCCCAAGUGCAAAUCCAAGAUCAACUGGGGGGGCGACAUCCCCAAGACCUACUACGUGCGCGACCAGCUGAAGCAGCAGUACGAGCACAGCGUGCAGAUCUCCCGCGCCUCCUCCCACCAAGUGGAGUACGAGAUCCUCUUCCCGGGCUGCGUGCUCCGGUGGCAGUUCACGUCAGAAGGCUCGGACAUCGGCUUCGGAGUCUUCCUAAAGACCAAGAUGGGGGAGCGGCAGAAGGCGGGCGAGAUGACCGAGGUGCUGCCCAACCAGAGGUACAACGCCCACCUGGUGCCCGAGGACGGCAGCCUCACCUGCAGCACCGCCGGCAUCUAUGUCCUGCGGUUUGACAACACCUACAGCUUCAUUCACGCCAAGAAGGUCAGCUUCACCGUGGAGGUCCUGCUUCCGGACAAGGCUUCCGAGGAGAAGAUCCAACAGCUGGGGGCGGUCACCCCAAAGUAA
This is a messenger RNA of Pipistrellus nathusii (Nathusius's pipistrelle), 1212 nucleotides long. Lineage: Eukaryota; Metazoa; Chordata; Mammalia; Chiroptera; Vespertilionidae. The record is from the annotation of a GenBank genome assembly.